This is a messenger RNA of Protopterus annectens (West African lungfish), 3079 nucleotides long. It is a transcript of the gene SCAI, whose product is annotated as suppressor of cancer cell invasion. The transcript has 21 exons. NCBI's taxonomy places the organism in Eukaryota, Metazoa, Chordata, Ceratodontiformes, Protopteridae. The record is from RefSeq and is a predicted model, not a curated record. Gene Ontology annotation, molecular function: transcription corepressor activity. Gene Ontology annotation, biological process: DNA-templated transcription. The coding region runs from base 603 to 2300 and encodes 565 amino acids. Gene Ontology annotation, cellular component: nucleus.
UACUCCUCAUAUUAUUAUUCAGAGAGGAAAAUCGUAUGUUUAUCCAUGUAAUGUUUUAUUUUUGUCUAGGUUUUUGCGUACGGAUACAUGUGGGUGUGUAACAGUCUAGUGGCUUAAUCUAUUGAAAUGUCAAUAACAGAUGCUGAUUUUUAUGUCAUGGGGUUAUUAUUUUCGCAUUAGCACUUUAUUGCAGAUUGUAGUUGUAAAUGCAGUGAAAGGCAGAGAGCUUAUAGGACACUGCAGUGGAGCAAAAGGAAACAAGAUUACUGCAUAUGAAUAUAUCCCAGGUGUAUGGAAAUAAGCUGCUUUUCAAGUUCAUUACUGGCAUUUAUCACUGACCUAUGUCUACUUGUAGUCUGACGUAUGGACCCUUAGCUUCUAGCAUGCAAGGUCUGACCUUACAAAGCGAAGCUGAAGGACAGUGCCUGGAUGAUAGGAGGAAUACAGCUUGAAAACAUUUGGGAACAUCAGUGUUUCUUGUGCAGCAUUCAGUUUGGUGACCAAACACUCUGAAGUAUGCUUAUGAUUCAGCUGAUGCUUCGUCCUGAGCAACUGCCACUGGAGCAAUUAUGAGAAGGUUUUAUUUGAGGCAGAAAUAAGUUAUGUCGACAGGGGGAGCAGAUGAUGAUAUCCCUCAAGCCGAGAGGAAGACCGUCACAGACUUUUGUUACUUGUUGGAUAAAUCAAAGCAACUAUUCAAUGGUUUAAGAGACUUGCCUCAAUAUGGGCAGAAGCAAUGGCAGUCAUAUUUUGGGCGAACCUUUGAUGUUUACACCAAACUUUGGAAGUUCCAACAACAGCACAGACAAGUGCUGGACAACAGGUACGGCUUGAAAAGAUGGCAGAUUGGAGAAAUUGCAUCUAAAAUUGGACAGCUUUAUUACCAUUAUUACCUUCGCACUUCUGAAACCAGUUAUUUGAAUGAGGCCUUUUCUUUCUAUUCUGCAAUAAGACAGAGAUCUUAUUACUCUCAGGUCAAUAAAGAAGACAGGCCUGAACUGGUAGUUAAAAAGCUACGGUAUUAUGCAAGAUUUAUAGUUGUAUGUCUUCUCCUCAAUAAAAUGGACCUUGUAAAGGAGCUUGUAAAGGAACUGUCAGAUGAAAUAGAAGAUUAUACCCAUCGCUUUAAUACUGAAGACCAACUGGAAUGGAAUCUUGUUCUUCAGGAGGUAGCAGCUUUUAUUGAGGCAGAUCCUGUGAUGGUACUAAAUGAUGAGAAUAGCAUCAUGAUCACAUCCAACAGGCUGAUUGAAGGAGGAGUCCCACAGCUGGAACAGGGAAUGAUCGUUGGGCAGUUGGCUUUGGCAGAUGCUUUAAUCAUUGGAAACUGUGCAAAUCAGGUGAAGUUCAGUGAGCUAACUAUUGACAUGUUUAGGAUGCUGCAGGCCCUGGAAAGGGAACCAAUGAACUUGGCAUCACAGAUGAAUAAACCUGGAAUACAGGAUUCAAACGAAAAGCCUGCUAAGCGAGAAAAUCCCCACAAAUACCUUCUCUACAAACCCACAUUUAGUCAGCUUUACACAUUUCUAGCUGCGUCUUUUAAGGAGCUGCCCUCCAACAGUGUUCUGUUGAUUUAUUUGUCAGCGACAGGCGUAUUUCCUACAGGUCGUUCUGAUUAUGAAGGUCCCUAUGAUUUUGGUGGAGUUCUUACAAAUAGCAACCGAGAUGUAGUAAAUGGUGAUGCAAUAUAUAAACGGAAUCAGUCAUAUAAGGAAAUGCACUGCCUUCAUCCUGGUGAUAUGUAUCCUUUUACUAGAAAACCCUUGUUUAUUAUUGUAGAUUCUUCUAACAGUAUGGCUUAUAAGAACUUCACUAACUUAUUUGGACAACCCCUGGUAUGUUUGCUUUCACCAGUUGCGUACCCUAAAGUACUACAAGACCAGUCUCAACGUGGCAGCCUCUUCACUCUUUUCCUUUACAAUCCAUUAAUGGCAUUCCUGUAUAUUUGUGGGUUAUCAAGUAUGCGGAAAGGAUUAUGGGAGAAGUGCCAAGAAUACUUUCGAAAAAUCAACAGAGAUAUAGCACAAUUGUUGACAAGAUCUCGCUCAGUAGAUCAAGCAUUUCUCCAGUUCUUUGGAGACGAAUUUCUUCGCUUACUGAUGGUUCGAUUUGUCUUCUGUUCAGGAGCAUUAAGACUCCAUAAAGCAUUUAGGGAAACACGUAAUUAUCCAGAAACCUAUCCACAGCUACCCAAAGAAGAGACUGUGGAGAGUCCACACCUUCAAAAGCACAUUCUGGAGUUAGCUUCCAUGUUGGAUGUCCGAAACUUGUUUCUAGAUAACACACUUGAAGAUUAUUAAACUUGCCUGAAAAUUGAAAGAUAUUUCUUUUCACUAGUUCAGAUACUAAAAUGUAUAAUUUUCCAUCUGAUGUUCAAUUCAUUUUUUAAAUCAAAUUCUUCAGAAGUUUGUUAGCCACUUCAUUUGACUUGAAAGUGAAGUUACACUAUGGUCUGCUAUGACUUAAAAUCAACAGGUGCACAUUUCAGUGACAUAAGUGAUAUAUCCAAAGUUAUAGUACUAAGAUGAAAAAAGUGCCCACCUCUCACAUAAGUAUAAUUUGUGAUAAUUGCAGCAUUUUUAUGCUGCCAGUUGUUUUGAAACCACUUUAUCCAAAAAUAUUAUAGUUAGGUGAUUUUCAGAUCAGAAAUGUAUACUGUGUCCCAUUUAUUGCAUUUUCAAAUACUACAUUAAUUUUACUCUUUGCCUUUCAAUGCCAUCAUACGAGAAUGCUCAACUUAGAGUUUACAGGUUCAUAAGCUGUGUAUUUAUUCAACUUUUGUGAAAUUGUUCUCAUUGAAGAGCUGUUGCUGAAUCAUGCAUUUUGAAGUAAUCAUUUCCUACAUUUUAGAAGGACUUUAAGCUCAUUGUAAUAAGUAGUUAAUGUCUGGGAAUGUUAAAAAAAUAUGUGACAGAAAUAUUAAAUGAAAACUGUUGCUCACAUCUGCUUCACAUGGCUCCAAGUGAGAUAAUGGUAAUAAAUCUUCUAAGAGAUUAAAUCUAAAAUCUGUUACAGUGGCAAACACAAAAAUAAAUGUGUAUAUAAUUUUGCACACAAAAUAAACAUUACUUUAAAUACA